AUGUCACGUCAACCAUUGUGGCUCCGUUGUGAGACGAAGGAAUUCGAGCGUCGUUCUGCAUUGACUCCGACGACUUCCAAGAAGCUCAUCGAUGCUGGAUUCGACAUUUAUGUUGAGCGAGAUAAGCAGAGAAUAUUUGAUGAUGAAGAGUUCGAGAAAAUCGGUGCCAAGCUGGUAGAGAAUAAUUCAUGGCCAAUAGCGCCGAUCGACGUUCCGAUCAUCGGCCUGAAGGAACUUCAAGUCUCUAACGAGCCUCUACAGCACACCCAUGUCCAAUUCGCUCAUUGUUACAAGCGGCAAGCGGGCUGGAAAGAUAUUCUUGCUCGAUUCGACGCUGGCGGAGGCUCACUCUAUGAUUUGGAAUUCCUCACUGAUGAAAAUGGUCGAAGGGUUGCUGCAUUUGGAUUUCAUGCUGGAUUUGCGGGCGCUGCAGCUGGAGCACUGGCGCUUGUAGCCCAAAGGGAAGGAAAGACUUUGGGAGGGCUAACUCCGUACUUGAAUGAAGAUGCUAUGGUCGCUGAUGUCAAGGCCAAACUUGCAUCCAUCAAAGAAGGAAAGGGUCUCACAGUUCUUGUCAUGGGUGCUCUUGGAAGAUGCGGCCGUGGGGCUGUGGAUUUAUUCAGGAAGAUUGGUAUACCUGAUGGAAGCAUUCUAAAGUGGGACAUGGCUGAGACCGCUAAAGGGGGACCAUUUUCUGAAAUUCUAGACGUGGACAUCUUCAUUAAUUGCAUAUACCUUUCUAGCAAAAUACCUCACUUCAUUACUCUGGAUACAAUUAAUGACGCAGGCGCGAGCCGACGACUGUCGGUCAUCGUUGAUGUUAGCUGCGACACCACCAAUCCUUUCAACCCCAUACCUGUGUACACAGUCAACACGACAUUCAGCUCGCCAACGGUUCCUGUGGCUGUCAACGAGGGGAAUCCCGCAUUGUCGGUCAUUUCGAUCGAUCAUCUUCCCACCCUCCUUCCCCGUGAGGCUUCGGAACAAUUCUCCAGCGAUCUUCUGCCCUCACUAUUGCAGCUGCCUCACCGCCAUAACGCGAGAGUAUGGACGGAAGCUGAGGCUCUCUUUAAGCAGAAGCUUCAGGAUGCUCGCGACGAGCGAGUUGAGGCGUGA
Cantharellus anzutake is the source of this 1116-nucleotide messenger RNA. RefSeq names its product saccharopine dehydrogenase. Gene Ontology annotation, cellular component: cytoplasm. The transcript has 5 exons. Gene Ontology annotation, molecular function: saccharopine dehydrogenase (NAD+, L-lysine-forming) activity. The record is from RefSeq and is a predicted model, not a curated record. Bases 1 to 1116 code for a protein of 371 amino acids. Lineage: Eukaryota; Fungi; Basidiomycota; Agaricomycetes; Cantharellales; Hydnaceae.